Synchytrium microbalum is the source of this 1125-nucleotide messenger RNA. RefSeq names its product saccharopine dehydrogenase (NAD+, L-lysine-forming) (gene LYS1). NCBI's taxonomy places the organism in Eukaryota, Fungi, Chytridiomycota, Chytridiomycetes, Synchytriales, Synchytriaceae. Bases 1 to 1125 code for a protein of 374 amino acids. The transcript has 5 exons. The record is from RefSeq and is a predicted model, not a curated record. Gene Ontology annotation, molecular function: saccharopine dehydrogenase (NAD+, L-lysine-forming) activity. Gene Ontology annotation, cellular component: cytoplasm.
AUGCCAGCUGCAUCUUCAUCGCCUCAUCUAUGGCUACGCGCAGAGACCAAGAAGAAUGAGCAUCGUACUGCUCUCACCCCCAAAGUGGUAAAAAGUUUGCUCGAUGCUGGGUUUACUGUCACCAUAGAAAAGUCUCAGGAAUCCAUAUUCGACAAGUCCGAAUACUCACUGGUGCCUGGUGUCCAAUUGGUCGAUGCUGGAUCCUGGAGGACUGCUCCAAAAGAUGCAUACAUUAUCGGUUUGAAGGAAUUGCCCGAGAAUGAUGACACUCCUCUUCCACACCAACACAUCAUGUUUGCUCACUGCUAUAAGCACCAAGGUGGUUGGAAGGACGUGUUGAGUCGAUUUGAUCGAGGCCAAGGAACGCUACUCGACUUGGAAUUCUUACAAGAUGAUAGAGGUCGACGUGUCGCUGCCUUUGGCUACCACGCCGGAUUUGCUGGAAGUGCCAUGGGAAUCGACUUAUGGGCCCACCAGCAACUAUCUCCAAACACAGACUAUCCACCUACCAAGCCAUACCCAAACGACAAGGAACUCAUCCAAUACAUCAAAACACGAUUAGACGCUGCAACCGCACUCAACAACAACAAGCAACCAACCGUAAUGGUCAUGGGCGCUCUAGGACGAUGUGGUGGUGGUGCUGUCGACUUCGCACGUGCUGUAGGUAUACAUGAUGAAAACAUCAUCAAGUGGGAUAUGGCUGAGACUGCUAAAGGCGGUCCAUUCCCGGAAAUACUCGAAUCCAAUAUAUUCGUCAAUUGUAUCUAUCUCAGUGCAAAGAUCCCUGCUUUCUUGACUGAAGACAUGCUGGACGAUGCAAAGAGGGUAUUGAGUGUCGUGGUGGAUGUUAGUUGUGAUAUCACAAACCCAAAUAAUCCUCUUCCGAUCUAUAAUGACGCCACUACUUUUGAUCAUCCCGUGCUACACAUCAAGACUGGAACUCCCGUGUUAGAUGUGAUUGCUAUCGAUCAUUUGCCAACACUGCUUCCUCGUGAAGCCAGUGAAGCCUUCUCUCACGACUUGUUGCCUAGUCUAUUGGCACUCAAGGAACGACAUAGUGCUCGUGUGUGGACGGAUGCUGAAGAUCUCUUCAAUAAGAAGGUGGCUGAAAUGAAGUCAUCAUAG